AUAGUCUCUGCGCAUCUUCUUUCUCAAAUUCGCCGCGUUGCCAUCUCUGAAGACGAAGCACUCUGCCUCGCCUUUAACUCAGAGUAACCAUGGUUAAGCAUAACAAUGUCAUUCCAAAUGGUCACUUCAAGAAGCAUUGGCAGAACUAUGUCAAGACAUGGUUCAACCAACCUGCACGCAAAACAAGGAGAAGAAACGCUAGACAAGCAAAGGCUGUGAAAGAUUUUCCAAGGCCAGCUGGAAAGCUUCGUCCCCAGGUUCAUGGACAAACCCUGAAAUACAACAUGAAACUUAGGGAGGGAAGAGGAUUUUCUCUUGAAGAGCUUAAGGCUGCUGGUAUUCCCAAGAAGCUUGCUCCAACCAUUGGCAUUGCUGUGGAUCAUCGCCGCAGGAACCGUUCAUUGGAGGGUCUUCAAGCUAAUGUCCAGAGGCUCAAGACAUUCAAGGCUAAAUUGGUCAUUUUCCCAAGACGCGCAAGGAAGAUUAAGGCUGGUGACUCUACCCCAGAGGAGCUUGCAAGUGCUACACAGGUUCAAGGGUCAGUGUUGCCAAUUGUUAGGGAGAAGGCAGCUGCUGAGUUUGUGAAGGUGACUGAGGAAAUGAAGUCAUUCAGUGCUUAUUCCAAGCUGCGUGUUGAGAGGACAAACAAACGCCAUUUGGGUGCAAGGCUCAAGAGGGCAGCUGAAGCAGAGAAGGAAGAGAAGAAGUAGGGAGAGACUGUUUUUGGGUAUUAUCAUGGAAACUUAUGUUGAACCAAUUUUGGAUAUUGUUUUGUUUGAUAUGUUGACGUUGGGUAUUAUGUGUUUGGAAUUGUUAUGUUUUAGUUUUUGUAGCUGUGACAUGGCUUCAGUUCUGUUGGCUUAUUACCAAAGACAAAAUAGUAUGCUUUUCAUCUUCUAAACAAAG
Molecule: messenger RNA, 906 nt
Organism: Lactuca virosa
Lineage: Eukaryota; Viridiplantae; Streptophyta; Magnoliopsida; Asterales; Asteraceae
Source: the annotation of a GenBank genome assembly